Molecule: messenger RNA, 726 nt
Organism: Gigantopelta aegis
Lineage: Eukaryota; Metazoa; Mollusca; Gastropoda; Neomphalida; Peltospiridae
Exons: 1
Coding region: 1-726 (241 amino acids)
Cellular component (GO): nucleus
Molecular function (GO): DNA binding
Source: RefSeq, a predicted model, not a curated record
AUGGGAAGAUGGCCAGAAUUAAAGUUGAGACGACCCAAAUCCUUGUCAGAGCUUCGAGCCUACACUACUUCAGAGGAAAGCAUAACGAAAUACUUUGAUCAACUGGAGACAAUUCUUGAAAAGUAUGACUACAAAUCAUCUCCUGAAAACAUAUAUAACGUGGAUGAGAAGGGAAUUAGUAUGACUCAUGCAUCUCCGUAUGUUGUAGGAUCCACAGAGGAGGUUCCAAUUAAAAUAUCACCAGAAAGAUCAUCCACAGUCACUAUGAUAGGGUGUGGCAAUGCACUGGGUCAACAAAUCCCACCAUAUUUCAUUUUUCCUGGGGCUCAAAUGCGCCAACAACUAUUAGAAGGAGCCACUAUUGGUACGAAUGGCACUGUUAGUAAGUCAGGAUGGUCCAAUUCAGACAUAUUUCAAACAUGGCUUGUAGAUCAUUUUGCGAAGUACGCAAAAGUUGGUGGAGAUAAGAAGACAUUAUUGUUGUAUGAUGGUCACAGAUCCCAUAUUUCACCUUAUUUGGUUGACUUUGCAGUGCGGAAUGGAAUCAUCCUGUUUGUUCUACCACCUCAUACAAGCCAUAUCCUUCAGCCGAUGGAUGUGGGGUGUUUUGGACUGUUUUCAAAGUUUUCAGUGAUGAAUCUCGAAAAUGGCAAUGUUCUCAUUCUGGAACUCUCACCCACUACAAUGUCUGCUCUAUUGCAUGUCGAGCUUACGACAUCUCGCUGA